AAAGAUUUUAGUUUCGAAUUUCAAGUCCGGAGGGCUAUCUAUCUAUCUGUAUCCGCGAUAUUAACCGCUCUCGAGGCCCAUUAUCAUUCAUUUGCUCUGCGUUGGGAGCUGUCGUUGUCGUCUCUCUCUCUCUCUCUCAAUUACGCUCACCGUUCUCCUUGCCCAAGAUCGUUUUAAUCGCAACUGAAUUUGUAGUGUCGGAUUAAGCUUUCUAACGGUUGUGAUUGCAAGAAUUUGAAUAAACUUAAUCUAAUUUUCUAUCUAAUCUACGAAUUAAAAUGGCCAUUGGUAAGCAGAACGAAUCUUCGAACAAUCGGGAGAGAGAUGGCGUUGAGGAUUCCAUCGGCGGUCAUCUGGUUGAAGGAACUGAGUCGGUUGGAACUCCGGUGGAAUCAGGACAGAGUUCAGGUACCAACCGGGGCCGCCCUAGGCUUGCGGAGAGGCUGACGGAGAUCUUGGUGAACGACAACGACGGAGAUCUAUUGCUUCAACGGUGCGAUCAAGGUUACAGUGUUUCGCAGUGGCUCCAGGCUAUGGAUAUGCAGGUGAUGGGCGCAUGCCGUGCUGAUGAGAGGCUGAAGCCUUUGUUGAAGAUGAAUGUCUCUGCUGGCGCAGCUGAGGAUUGCUUACUCGCUUAUCUUAGUCAGCACUUUGAACCAGCAGAGGUUGGGAAGCUGGCCAGAUGCUUGUGCAUUCCACUGGUAUCAGUGCGUGUUGGAAAGAUCAAGAAGCAAGGAAAACUGUUGUGUCCUACCUCGAUAAGACGUACCUAACCAUCUCAUGAUGGAUACUGCAUGCUGGAUUCUAUCUUAGACCACUGCGUCUUGAAAUGUGACUCUGUUCACAGCUAGGUGGUGCAUAUUGACACAGUCAAGAUACCGUUGAGGGGAAACUUAACUCUCUCUCUUUUACCAACUUCCGACAUGCGGAUCUCAUUCAUCGGGGACGAUGGUAGCACAGAUACACUGGCAACACUUUGCAGCACAUUGGAUUGCUCCACUGUUGAGAUUGAGGGAAUCCCUGCAGACCAGACUGGACGUUCUUUUAAGCUCACAAUCGCAGGUGGUUUGAAUAUGUAUUUCUGGUGCUCAGAGAAGUCUAAGCUUCUUGGGGAUGAAAUGCUAAGAAAGAUGAAGGAUUUACUAGAAACAAAACCAUCUCUUGCCGAGCUUACAGGAGUAUGCGAGUCACGGCUCAAGUGCUUUGCAUUUCAUCUCCGAGCCCACCUCGUUGGGUCAACGACUCUCACAUUUGAUUCCGCAGUUGAUGAUUCUUCUGUGCCUGACCAGAAGCCUAUCCGGGCCCGUCAUGGAGGUCUGAGUGCCAGGUCAGGUUCCUUCAAGGAGAGCUUACUCAGGAACUCAUUGAGGAGUGGUGCAAGGGAGAAGCUCAGGAGGCGUGGAGAUAGUAUUGUCCAGCCUCCUAAGGAGGAGGAGAAGCCAUCUUCAGAACAUGCUACAUUUCAGUUGUUACACCUGGACCCGCCAUUUAUUACCUCAGGACUCACAAUUCCUUCUUUGGGUUCUCCUUAUUAUUGUUGGUGCCCUCCCGCAUCAGCCUUGCAAUAUUCACUAGGAACUCCACAACUCCCAAUUUUAUCCAGUGAAGCUCUCUCCCUUCCUGUGAUUUCCUCACUAUCACCUGCCCCGUUGAAUUUUUCCAUAGCGUCUUCCCUAGAAGAGUUUCCUCCGCUUCUGCCCGACCCUUUACUCAGAUUGCCAUUGAGUUUGCCAACUUCGCAGCAGAUCCCGACCUUUACUCCCUUAAUGUGUGACCCUAUAGUCCACAUCCCAUUCAUUGAUGUAUGCUCCUCAGGGGGGCAGGGAUAUUUGGUGAGUGCAGGCCCAGGUAUGUCGACUGCCCUCCCACCGUUGAUUCCUGAGGCAGAGUCCAUGGCGGAGAAGAGUGCAAGAGAAACGCUCCGUAUGCUCAUCAAUAGCUCCAAUCAAUCGAAUUCAUCUUCGUUGAUGAAUGUUCUGCCUUCUUUUCUGCCUGUUAAGGAAGACAAGGAGCUAAACACGCUUACUGGCGGGAGUAGGGGUUUGUAUAGUGGAACCGUAGACAUAGGUAUGAGAGAGAUUGGUGGCGGGAAGUUUGUGUUUGGGCAGAUGACAGAUGAUGAUGAUGAUGAAACUUCAGGAAAUGGGGAGAGAGUGAUACAGGCGCAUGAUAAUAGGUUGUAGAUUAAGGUUUUGUUGUUUUUUUGGAACUGUACAGUCACCACCUCAUUUCAAUAUUUCAAGUAAUUGUUAUUAUCGCCAAUUAAUUAAUUCAUCUUCAAUGCCA
Cuscuta europaea is the source of this 2286-nucleotide messenger RNA. NCBI's taxonomy places the organism in Eukaryota, Viridiplantae, Streptophyta, Magnoliopsida, Solanales, Convolvulaceae. The record is from the annotation of a GenBank genome assembly.